Molecule: messenger RNA, 1966 nt
Organism: Amphimedon queenslandica
Lineage: Eukaryota; Metazoa; Porifera; Demospongiae; Haplosclerida; Niphatidae
Product: heat shock 70 kDa protein 12A-like
Exons: 3
Coding region: 126-1922 (598 amino acids)
Source: RefSeq, a predicted model, not a curated record
AAGAGGUCAUGAAUAUAUUAAUACAGGAUAUGACCACACAAAAGUUAUACAUGUAUAUGCAACACUAAUAACCCACAUAUUACAGUCUUCAAUAUACCUAGCUCUCUUAUACUAUAUAUAAUCCCAUGGCUUUAUCUAAAAGACCAUUGCCACCCCUGAGAAGAGCUGAGAAGAUACCAAAAGCCACUCCUGUACUACAAGACAGCAGCUGUAUAGCAGCUAUUGACUUUGGGACAUCAUCACUAUCAGUAGCAUAUACCACUCCAACAACAGGAGGAGAUGUAAAAGUUGUACGACUUCACAGUACACUGGAAAGAAUCCCUAAUGCUAUAAUUAUUGAGAAGGAUGAUGAUGAGUAUGAAGUCACUGAUGUUGGACAUCAGGCACAAAAUUCGUUGAGUAAUAUACAUAAAGGGGCCAAAAAUGUCAUCUAUUUUGAAAGAGUAAAAAAAUUGUUGGAGAGAGACAAAUCAUUAGAUCGUACUACUGAAGUCUCUUCAUUCACUGGAGGAUCUUAUUAUCUUAUUGAAGUUAUAGCUUUUAUACUAACACACCUCAAGAAGAAGCUACUGGCUGAUCAUCUGAAGAGAAAUUACAAGUCAAGUGAUUUUGAUUGGGUCAUUACUGUUCCUGCUAUAUGGAAAGCAAGAGCAAGAAGAAUGAUGAGAGAAGCUGCUUAUAUGGCUGGUCUCACUUCUGAUGCUCCUGGUAUAACAAGGUUCACUCCAGUUGGUUCCCCUUUACCACGUCCAGAGGAGGUUAAUCCUCAGAAGCUAUCAUUAGCUCUAGAACCAGAAGUAGCUGCUAUAUAUGCACAGCAUCAGUCACAUGUUCUUGGUCCUCCUCCACGUAGAUAUAUGGUAGUUGAUAUAGGAGGAGGUACAGUUGAUAUUACUGUACAUAAUAAGAGAAAUGGGAGAAUUAGUGUAGUACUACCACCAAUGGGGAACACCUGGGGGGGUACUACUGUCAAUGAAGCAUUCUCAGCAAUACUGGAAGAAAUAGUAGAUGAUAAAGGUUUUGAAUCUUUCAUAAAAUCAGAUCCGAUUCGUGCAAAAGCUGCUCUUAACAAAUUUCUCUAUGAAGAGUUUGAAGAAAAGAAAAAAAUAAUUGGAAAAAAAACAAAAGAAAUUGUACUAACCUUGCCAGCCCUCUUGGUAUCAUUCUAUGGCCAUGAUAAGCUUCAAAAAGCAAGGAAGCUAAAAAUGGAGUAUGAUCCAGAUCCUAAUAAAUUAACCAUAGGAUAUGAUCUAUUAGAAGAGAAGGUAUUCAAACCCACAGUUGAUAAGAUCAUAGAGUGUGUGAGGGCAGCAUUUGAUGAGCUAACAGAUCAUAUCGAUACAGUUUAUCUAGUAGGAGGGUUUGGAGGGUGUCAGUUUGUUAGUAAAAGGAUAGAAGAAGUUAUCACCCAGCAUCGUGGCAUUCUUUAUGAAAUUAUAGAUCUUGAGUGUCCUGAACAACCAGAUCUUGCUGUUGUAUCAGGAGCAGUAAUGUGGAGGAAAGAUCCUAACAUAAUCCAAUCACGUGUUGCUGAUGCUACCUAUGGGGUAGCAUGUGGGCCUGAAUUUAACCCAUCAAUACAUAAUGAACAUUACAAGUAUGUAGACGAAAAUGGUGAACAACGCUGUGGCGAUGUCUUUAAUGUAUUUGUACUCAAAGGAGAAGUAAUAAAGGAUGAAGUGUAUAAGACCACAUUAAUACCUCGUUAUCAAAGAAGCACACAAGUUAACAUCUCUAUAUAUUGUACAGGAGAUGAUGGAAUUCAGUAUAUAAAAGAUAAAGAAGGUGAACCAACAGUACGUGAGAUUGGUAAGCUAAUACUUGAUGUGUCUAAUCCUGAUAACAUACCAAAAAAAAAGAGAGAAAAUACAAUGUAUAUAUUGAUUCAGAGGUACAGAGAUACAAGCAAGAGCUCAGUAUAGUAUCACUGGAGAAGAAGUGAAAACAGUUUGUGACUUUCUAUCAA